This is a messenger RNA of Eleginops maclovinus (Patagonian blennie), 4245 nucleotides long. It is a transcript of the gene nudt3b, whose product is annotated as nudix (nucleoside diphosphate linked moiety X)-type motif 3b. Bases 185 to 721 code for a protein of 178 amino acids. Gene Ontology annotation, biological process: diadenosine pentaphosphate catabolic process; adenosine 5'-(hexahydrogen pentaphosphate) catabolic process; diadenosine hexaphosphate catabolic process. The record is from RefSeq and is a predicted model, not a curated record. Lineage: Eukaryota; Metazoa; Chordata; Actinopteri; Perciformes; Eleginopidae. Gene Ontology annotation, cellular component: nucleus; cytoplasm. Gene Ontology annotation, molecular function: diphosphoinositol-polyphosphate diphosphatase activity; endopolyphosphatase activity; bis(5'-adenosyl)-hexaphosphatase activity. The transcript is spliced from 5 exons.
AGCGGAUCCUUGUAAUGGCGACUGUGCCGUAGAUGUGCCUAGGUUUGUGAAAAUGAAGCGAAGAAGAAGUUAUUUCUUUUAAGUGAAACGCCGAGGUUCCCUGGAGGAGGACUUUGCGUCUACAACCAUCGUCUCUAUAAGUGGUAAACUUAGCUGUACUUUUGAACUUUAGUGCGCUUUUAAAAUGAUGAAGCUCAAGUCUAACCAAACCCGGACGUACGACGGUGAUGGCUACAAGAAGCGGGCCGCCUGUCUGUGCUUCAGGAGCGAGACGGAAGAAGAGGUGCUGCUGGUAAGCAGUAGUCGACAUCCUGACAAGUGGAUAGUUCCUGGAGGGGGAAUGGAACCUGAGGAGGAGCCCAAUGUUGCUGCUGCUCGAGAAGUGUGUGAAGAGGCCGGUGUAAAGGGGACUUUAGGGCGCUUAGUUGGAGUAUUUGAGAACCAGGAGAGGAAACACAGGACCUACGUCUACGUUCUUAUUGUAACAGAGCUGCUGGAGGACUGGGAGGACUCGGUCAAUAUUGGGAGGAAAAGGGAAUGGUUUAAAAUAGACGAUGCCAUACGAGUGUUGCAGUGUCACAAGCCUGUGCAGGCGACCUAUUUCGAGGCUCUCCAGGAGAGUUGCCUGACCAGUAAUGGAACGCCUUUGGUGACCACGAUAGGCGGGGACCUCUCCCCUACCUACAGCAUCAAUCAGAGCUCCGUCUCGGGUAUCAGAUAACUAAAACCAUAACUGUCACCUCUGGGAGCUUUCGCCACCACUUGCGCUCUUACUCGUGUCAUUUUUCUCUUCUAUUCCUCUCUCUCUUCUCUUCUGUCUCAAUAACAUGGUUUGCCUUGCCAACUCCUUUGUGCCAGCACUGUGGCACAGACUUGAUGACAAGUGUCGGGUGAAUAGUCUGAAACACUUUGUAAAUGUAAAUGUAAUUUUUGAACCCGUUUUUUUUUUCUCUCUCUUUUUACUGAAAACUGCAUGAAAUGUCCCCUGAUCCUCUUUCCUUGACGCGCCCUUAGCGUGGUGUUUAUUGAAUGCAAGAACUACUUUUUACUGUUGUAAUGUAAAAGUGUAUACGUAGUGCUUAAGCUGAAGGCUUUUGGUGGUCUUUUUAAAGUCUCCUCCAUCUUUUCGGUUCUGUUUCUUUUGAAUGAAUGUGCCCAUUAGUGUACUCCCUCCCCUGUGAAUGAGGAUAGGAAGUGUUGUCUGUAUCUGAAUGAGCAGAAUUGUUGGAAGUGACUUGUUUUGCAUGAGCACUGUUAUGUUGUGUCUCGCUCGCUCGAGAGACCCGAUGCUGACUGUAACGGACGUGUGGUAAGGUCUUUUUGGAUUAUCUUCAUUUUGCUCCUUAUCGUGGUUAUCGGUGUCUCUUAUUGGUAGGAUUCGGCCCCUUGCUAGUUUUUGAAUUUCAACUGUCAUGUGUGUUUCUCUCAUAUUGGGGAAGCUAGCCAAGCACUACAGGUUUCACUCUCCAACAGAGCAAAUACUGUAAAGAGAGAAAGAAUGUCAACAUACAAUGUCAAUGAACCACCUUCUCCUCAGUGUCUUUACCUCCUUUUAAUCCCUUUUUGUUUUUUCUUUUUUUAAACCUCUUUCUUGGGAAUGACUGAAGUCUUCCUCCACAUAGUAGGAGGUUUAAAAAAAUCAUGGACUUGUAAUUUCAAAAAUGCAGCACAUAUCACUUAAGUUAUUUAAACCCAUUUCCAUAUUUUCUCCUCACAUUCAGUUUGGUAAAAAGCAAUUGUUUACACUGUCCGUAACAGCACAGGCGACUCAUUAUGGUCAUGAUUUCCCCUUUUUCUUUCCCUACCCUUUUUAGUAUUUAAUCUGCAUCCCCAAAACACUCAAAACACCUGCUUGACAUCUAAAGUAAUGGAAUCUAUAAUGCUGAUGCAGAACAAACAAGCCUUGUACAGUUUGAGACCUCGUUUUUAACAUGUAAAAUGCUUUUGGAUACUAGUUUUUGUUUUUAUGUUUUUCUCUCUAACGUCUGGCAAAAGUCUCUUUAGCCGAGCUGCGUCACUCGAUGUGGCCCGAGGCAGCCGGCUCAAUACUGUGAAACUGGAGGCGCUGUAGAUAGCAUGUUAGAGGUUUUUAUUGUAAAUUGUUUAUUUCUGUAUAGAUCAAAGGUGAGAGUACAAAUGAGAAAACACCUCUUUCACAUCUGUGAGUCUGACAUUUCAAUAGAGGCAGGAAAACUGAGUGAACUCAUGGCUUUGGAGCUGGAAUUUGUGUAGCUCAGAGUACAUCUGAGGCUAAAAGACAAGUCAUGUGGUUGUUUGUAAAAAGGAAGAGCCAAUUUAUAAUUUAAUUCUCUCAAAAUCCUUGAAUAGUUUGGACUAAAACAGAUUUUUCACACUAAGGGAAAGCUGUUGUAUGGCCAAGCUGAAGUCUGAGUAUCCAAAUCACUUCAUAAAUUUGAAGUAAAAAACAGUUACUCUGUUAACGGUUAAACUAUCGCAGGUCAGUGUGUUAUCUCAUGCAGGGUUGACUGGGUCUUUCUCUAAACCUUUGACAUGAUGCUGUGGUUUUCUGCCCAUAUUUAAAUCAAUAUUAGAGCUUAUUUUGACAGCACAAGUCUGUAAACAUCCACACAUCCUUUUGUGGUAAACGUGUUGGUAGCAUAUAUGGAGACAUUUAACAAUUCAUUAGACUUUGUGUCUAUCUGAUAAUCCAAUUUUUACUCCUCUUUUAGCUCCAUUUCCCACCACUGUCAACCAGCGAUUACAUUGUCUGCAUUCAAAUACUGCAGCAGUGAUCAGGUUUUAUAAUGCAAUGACUCAUGGGAGCUGUUGCUUCAAGCAAAAUAAACUAAAUGGUUUAAAAAGAAGACAUAAUUUAUUGAUCCCAAGCGGGAACUAGAUGUCCUCUACACUAAGCAGAUUCAUAUUUUACAUUGAAUGUGGGCAGAAAACUCCAGUAUCAUGAUUUAGUUAAGACACAGAAAAUAAAUCCUCCAUGAGAAAUAUAGAGAAUUGAAAACUAGUGGAUCAAAAGCUAAGAAACAAGUGUCUCUUAGCAGGGAUGGUGGUGCUGGUGUCUUAUUCAUGGGCUUUUUCUCAGUUGUGGGGGGGGCACCCUGUAAGCUUCUUUUUGGACCCUGAAUGAAAACGCUUCCUGACUGACAGUAUAUUUGGGAAGAGUCUAAAGUGUCCUCACAGAUGUAGACUUUGAACUGGGUUUAUUGCUGUGCAUCGGAAGGUGUGUUGUCCAAAGUCUUGCUUUAUGAGGCCCUACCUGGCGCUGCAUCAGAGUUCCUGUUUUCAGUCUUCAUUGAAACGUGCAAACGGUUGUCAAGGGGAUACACCUGUGUAUGGCUGUUUUUAAAAAACAUCUAAUACCUUUCUCUGAUUGAUUGGCAAUGAUUGAAUUUGCUCUUGGUGAUUGGAUGCGGGUGACAGGUACUGUCAAAAUGAAUGUGAGGAGGAUGUCCACAGUAACAGCCAGUGACUCAACUAUUAAUGACCACUUGAUCCAUCAGUUUGUUUUUUAACCUGUUGUGCAAUUCACAAGCUAAUAUCUGUAUAUAGGUGACACAGUAGGAUCAGCCAGAGGAUGCACCCUGGCUCCGGUCAAUAAUGAUUAGGUUUUUUUUUUUACAAUUCCCCUUCUUUCUCAAAUUUCAAGCACUUCCUGUCAUAAUUAAUGUGAUUUGGGCCAGGGUUCAGGAGGACAUCUAUGAAGUACAUGUCUCCAUAUAAGCACGUCGGAGUUAAUGUGGUGUUUAAUACAUUACAAUGGAGAUUUCGAUCACAAUUGCCCCCUUUUGUGACAUUUAAGCCUCUAAACAUUUGGGAGGAAACAAGACGAUUAGUAAUUGAACAAUUUGAGCUUAAGUUAAGUCACCUCCUCUUAAUUUACCAAAGUUAACAGUUUGAAAAUGUAUUGCCCCAUCUUGUGGCCAGAGCUAGAAAUAUUAAAAGCACAUCACUGCAGCAGAUUGUUAUCAGUGUCCUUCAGCAUUAUGGUCAGAUGGCUGUUUUCGUUACUGUAUGAAUAAUCAGAAACGCUGUUUAAAGGGUUACCCUAAAUACUAUAAACUGAAAUACAAAGUAAACACGCGUGCACCUGACCUCAGCCUUGAAAUUACCUACUUGUAAUUUUGUUUGUCCUCUCCAAGGUAUACGUGUCACUGGAAUUUUUCUUUUCCUCUCUUUUGUCAUUUGGGACUGUGGAAUAAAACCAGUGCGAGAAGACUGAAGAUUGUAAUAUAAAUGUGCCAACAAAUAAACACCAGUAUUUCACAUUCA